UUUCUCUGCUCUAACGAUACAAUCAUGAGUGGUCGCGGCAAAGGUGGGAAGUCUCGUGCGAAGGCAAAGACCCGAUCUGCUCGCGCUGGCCUUCAGUUCCCAGUGGGUCGUGUUCAUCGUCUUCUGCGCAAGGGGAACUACGCUGAACGUGUCGGUGCUGGGGCUCCAGUCUAUUUGGCAGCUGUUCUUGAAUACUUGGCCGCCGAAGUUCUCGAAUUGGCUGGCAAUGCCGCGCGCGACAACAAGAAGACCCGUAUCAUCCCUCGUCACUUGCAAUUGGCCAUCCGCAAUGACGAGGAGUUGAACAAACUGCUCGGUGGUGUAACCAUCGCCCAGGGUGGUGUCCUACCUAAUAUCCAGGCUGUGCUGCUGCCCAAGAAGACCGACAAAGUCAAGGCUUAAGACCGGUGUGUGUGUGUGGCUUGGGAGCCAGAGAACGUGAAACCGGCCCUUUUUAGGGCCACUACAUGUUGAUCUCAGUAUUGUCUUUUUGUUUCUUUGUUAUUCUUUGGUUGUUGUAUUUGUGGGUUGAGGGUUUCCGAGGUUGUACUUGCGUUAGAUGUUGGAGCGUGACAAGUUGACGACCGCACAAUGGUUAGGCAUGGAGUACGGUGAAGCCAGGCGUUAUGGAUGCGAUACGCAUGGGUACUAGCUAGAACCUUGUUUCCUUCUAACGCAAUAGUGUGAGGAUGGAGGUUAGGAAACCUUAUGGUGUAUUUAAGAGAAGUGUUGCACAGUCUCAGUUUGAUUAUUCAGCGGUUUUAAAUAAUAAUAAUAAUAGUAAAUAAUUCGAUGAUGAGCGGUAGCUAAUUUGCUUCAGUGGAUGAAUGGGUGGAUUCCGCUGUUAGGCACGACGAGGAUUUAAAACCUUGUCUAUUCUCGUAU
Molecule: messenger RNA, 885 nt
Organism: Trichobilharzia regenti
Lineage: Eukaryota; Metazoa; Platyhelminthes; Trematoda; Strigeidida; Schistosomatidae
Source: the annotation of a GenBank genome assembly